This is a messenger RNA of Cinara cedri, 3316 nucleotides long. The record is from the annotation of a GenBank genome assembly. NCBI's taxonomy places the organism in Eukaryota, Metazoa, Arthropoda, Insecta, Hemiptera, Aphididae.
AUGAAGAACCCAGAAGAAAUUCAACGAGAAGAUAACAUUACGUACAUAACUAAUAAUUUGUCGGCUCCGGUUAUUAAUAACUGGACAAACGGUAGUUUUUAUUUUUGUUGAUAGGAAUUUAUAGGUUUACCUAUAAGUACAAAGGUACUUAUGGGAUGUUACGUUUUUUAAAAUGUAAUCUUUAAGAAUUCUAAAUUGGUACAUAAGUCAUUCGGAUAUCCAAAAUUUGAAACCAUUUUAAUUAAUUGAUUCAUAUAAUAUGUAACAUAUCUAUUAGAAAUACCCUAACUUAAUCUUUAUCUUAACUUCAUUAUUUUUAUUCUGAUCAUAGCACAGAAUAAAAUAAUUUAAUUGGUUUAGUGAUUGUUAAAGUUUCUAUUAGAAUCUCGCUCCUAUUAUCCACUUUAAAGGUGGCUUUAAUAAUAAAUUUUGUUGUUGUUUCAUUUAGAAUUUUAUUUUUCGAUUUCCCUUGUUGUAGUUUUCUUAAUAAUUAGGAAAAAAACGGGAAAGUCUACACAAUAAUGGUUUAAAAAUAACGACAUAUUAACUCAGUUUGUCUUGCUUGUGAUUUAGAUUCUAUUAACAAUUAUUUUAACUCAAACUCACUUAAAGUUCAAAAUUAUCUCUAAUUCAAAAUACUUAUUUAUGUCCCCAAUAUAUAAUAAUGUAAUAGCCAAUAGGAAAUAUGGUCUCGUCCAUCUUCGUGAUACUUUAUUAAAAAGUUAUCUACAACUUAAAACUUUUAAGUUUCGACUGGAGAUUCUUAAUAAGUAUAAUAGGAUAUGAAUAAAAUAUGCAUGCUAUUUUAAGUUUGUCUUUUUCUCCUAUGUCUUCAAAUCCCAGCUAUUUGUAGUUUGUAUUUUACAUUUUUUGUUACUUAGUAGAUAAAGUAAUAAUUAGACAGAAAAUAAAAUUGAUUAUUACAUUGGGCCAUAUUUUUUCUGAGAUUUUAUAUUCUUAGGUAAUAGACACUAUAAAAAUAGUAGGUAUAUAUUAUUGUAGUAGGUAUUCUUAUCCAAAUAGUAUAAUCAUCACUAUAACCAAUAAUUACUAUAUCUCUUUGUGUCAUCAGUUACCUAUAGUUAGAGAGCCCAGCCUUAGAUAGGCUCUUUAUCUAUAACUUUAGGUGCCCAUAGGUGAAAUGUUGAAGGAGGAAAAAUAAAACUAAUUUUCAACAUUUAUGCGAAAUAAAGGUUUAAGGGGAUUGGAAGCGACAAAUUUCUGUCUUUGUCUUAUACGCGUGAGUUAUGGAGAUUUAGAAGUUUUAUUUCUAACGUACCGAUUGAUUUAAUGAAGUGAUAAGAAUUCUAAAAGCAGAUUUGUUUUUGUCGUGAAAUCUAAUUGAAAUCAACUUUUCCACUUUUUUAAUUUUAAUUUCUUAAAAAAUUAAAAUAUUUUUAAUUACUAUUUUAUAAGUAUGGCUUUUUUUUUAGAAUUUAGAGAGAUAAAUUUAAAAAGUAGGUAAGUUGAUCACAAGUAGACUUCACGACAAAUUCAAAUGUUUCCAGAAUUCUUAUCGCUUCACUAGAUCAAUUGCUAUGUUGGAAUUAGAACACGUCUAAAUUUCUUUAUCUCACAUGUGUAGGACGAAGAUAGAAACUCAUCGUUUCCAAUCCUCUUAAUGUUCAACAUAAUAUGUAUUUUUUUUUUAGUAAGCUGAGGGGAAUUUCACCGUUUUGCUCUCCCAUAGGCGCCCACGCCUAUAAGAAUGUAAUACAUAUUGUAAAAUGACUGAAUAAUAUUGUAGAGAAAUAAUAAUUUUAAGUUAUUUUUAUGAUUGAUUCAAAAUAAUUAAAUUGUUGAAAUUAAAUUUAUUUGGUUUCAGAUGAUUCUAAAUUUGGUCAACAAAUGAUUGAAAAAUUUGGAUUGAUAAAAAGGUCAAAUCUUGAGAAAAACAAACAAGUAACCCCUAUAGGUAAUGUUAAUAUACAAUAUAUGUAAUCAUAUAUGGUGUUUUUAAUUUAAUUUUUGUUUUUAAAUAUUUGUUUAUUUCAAUUAUGUACUUGUAAUUUAAAAUGUAACAUAGGUAACAUUUGUUAUAAUUUUUUUUCUUUUUAAAGUUCAUUUCAAAACUAAUGAUUUAUUUGUAUUAUGUUUAAAAAAAAUAUAAAAUUAAAAUUAGUAAUGAAGAACAUUUCAUUAUAAAUUGAUUAUAAAUAUAUUAAUUUUGUAAUAAUUGUGUAAUGUUUUUAAUUGGUUAUUUUAGGAUUCAUAGAACAAAAUGAAGAUAAUUUGUUUAAAACAGGUGGAGACUAUUCAAAAUUAUUAUCACAGUUAACAGAGAAAUUUGAUCAAUACCAAACACUGUCCAAAGUGGAUGGUGAUAUAAAUUCAAAACAAUUACUUAUACAAAAAUCAAUAAAUUCAAAGUCAAGAGAACAGUAAGCUUGUUUAUAAUAAUAGUGUGCAUAAACCAAAUAGUUUUUGUUUAUUUUAAUUAUUACUUUUUUUAAGUUAUCACAAACAUACAAAAGGAACAAAUUUAACACAGCAUAAAAGAAAAGAAUUAGCAUGUAUUUUAGACAAAGGUGUGAAAGAUGAAGAUAAAAGUUUGAAUAAUUUACAUACAAAAGAAUAUUUAAAAAUUAAAACAAUCCAAACAGAUAAACAUGAUAAAUCUGGCCAAAUAAUUAGUAUUACUAAUGAAUUGAAUACUAUUCCAUUAAAAAAUAUUAAAUGCCAAUCAAAAUUAUCAAAAGAAACAAAUAUUGUCUUAAUUUCUAAUGAAAGUAAUAAAACUGUAGAGUCAAUCAAAAAAAAUAAAAAAUUAAAAACUUAUUCUUAUGAAGAUAUUGAUAAUAUAGAAAUAUUAAGAAAUAAAAAAUCUAAAACGCACAUUACUGAAUACGUAGAAAAUACAAAGAGUCACAAUAAUAAAGAUAGUACAAAAAUAUCAAAAGAACAGUAUUUAAAAUUGGUUUUGACACAUAAAUAUCAAAAGUUAGUUGAAUUAUUAGUAAAUAAUAGUUCUGCUGGUAAAAAGUAUUGUAAAGAUUCACCAAGUCCUAUGUUUGAGAAAAAAAUUAAAGACUUUGCAGAUAGUGUUAAAGACAAGGAUCCAACCAUUUUUGAUUCAACUGAAAUAAGAGGAUUAGACGAAGAAUCAAUGUUUAAUAGAUCUAAAACUUUACAUCCCAAUUAUAAACAAAUUGUCAAAGAUUUUGAAGAACAGAAACCUGAAGUAUUUGAUAGGAUAUCAAAACGGCACGAGGUGUUAAAAUACAGAAAUGAAAAGUCUAUGUUCAUAGCUAAACACGGGGAUGUGUUAUUUUUUGGUAGUAAUAUAAAUGAUAUUAAAGGUUAUGGUGAGUGGUAA